AUGAAAUACGAAACUUUUGCGGCUUGGCUGCUGACCGCUGCCCUCCCAGCCGUCGCAACCGCAGUCUCAACGGACCACUACCACGAUGGCGCACUAGCGGUACGAGACGUUCCGACCACGCAGGAGCAGAUUGCAGAGGAUGAGGACAAGUUUGACCCUGACGAGUAUGCAGACGUCGACCUGGGGCUUGACGGAAGCGGAAUCCUGGACGCCCGAGAUGCUUUCACGUCAGCGCGCUUGCUGGCCAGAGAGCAAAGGAUCGCUCGACUGGAAAGGCGGAAUCUCCUUAAGCUGACUACCUCGCUGACUAGUUCGGCUGUCAGUGUUGCCAAAAGUUUGCUCGGCAAGGGGUCCAAGGCCCCGGCUUCUUCUGCAUCAACUUCUGCUGUCAAGACGACGGCUCCGACUACUUCGUCGUCCGUGACUAAGCAGCCCACAACUAAGGCAGCCGACACUACCAAGGCCCCCGAGACCAAGUCGGCAGAUGCCGCUAAGAGCACCGAACCUCAAGCGGCAAACCCUCCCAAAAUCCCGGAGAACAAACCCACAACACCAGCAGGAACUACUGGAGGAACUCCAACAGCUCCGGCGACGCCGGCAACUCCGGCAUCACCGGGUGCAGGCAACCCGUCACCAAAUACCGCGGAUGGAGGCAAAUCUGCGGCGGGUGGCGCUAAUCCGACUAAGGAAACGACGAAGACGGGGGCAGGAAGCACCGAUGCGACCAAGCAGACUACUACCGGGGCAGGCGGUGUCGAUCCGAGCAAGCAAACGACAGGAGCAGGGGCCGCCGACCCCACUAAACAAACGACAACGGGGGCAACAGGGGCCGAUCCGACCAAGCAAACAACGACAACGGGGACAGGGGUUGCGGACCCGAGCAAGCAGACGACGGCGGGUACGGGAAGCGCCGAUCCGACCAAACAAACAACAGGAGCAGGAAGUGCCGAUGCGACUAAGCAAACUACUACCGGGGCAGGCGGUGCCGUUCCGGCUAAGCAAACAACGACAACGGGAGCAGGGCCCGCUGACCCGACUAAACAAACGACAACGGGAGCAACAGGGGCCGACCCGACCAAGCAAACAACGACGGGAGCAGGGGACGCGGCUGCAAAAUCGCCCACCACUGGGCAAGCUCCAGGAGUUCAACCCACUCCCAUGGUGGGCAGUUCGGGCGCAACAACACCCGCUCAAGGCACUCAGGCACAACUGCAGCCGGUCGCGGCAAACUCCAAGUCAGGGGCCGUCGCUCCCGGAGCCCUUGCCGCCGGGGGAGCCGUCACUGGAGCGGCUGGCGCCGCUGCCACUACCAAUGGAGCAGUCCCGCAAACCCCGCAGACUGGUUCUGCCAAGUCUUCCACCAGGGUCAACCCAGCGACGGCAGCUUUGCCCAACGCAGCAGCAAACCCUGCUGGGACUCCCACAACCGGUGGCCAGCAGUCUUCUAUUCCUCCUGCCACAAAGGCUCAGACCUCUGGGGCCAACCCUAACGUUGUCGGCUCAGCCACCACGCCUCAGACUGCUCCGAAUGGGGGCGCGGCGUCGGCGGUCUCGCCUUCCACGGGCGUUAAAAACCUCCCAGCAGACGCCAACGGGGUGCAGAGUUGGUCGAAGCAGCCUGGAACCGGCGCUGUACCUGGAGCAGGGACUGGUGCCGUGUCUGGUACCGCCACCGGCGCUCUGCCCAAGCAGCAAUCUGGCGCUGGCGCUAUACCUGGCGACGGAACUGGUGCCGUGUCUGGUGGAGCGACCGGUGCCUUGCCCAAGCAGCAAUCUGGCGCCGGCGCAGCGACCGUCCCUACCACAACUGUCAACGACGCUGCCUUAACGCCAACCAAGAAAGAACAAAAGGCCAUGGAGAAGCACGCCGAAAAGCAAGAGAAGGAGGCCAAAAAGGCAGACAAGAAGGCCCAGGAUGCCGAGAACAAGGCGCUGAAAGCGGAGCAAAAGGCAAUUAACAAGGCCAAUGGCGGCGGGACCCUGAACACGUUGACUGGCCUGGCCGCCGGUGGCGGUAUGGGAAUGGGAUUGGGUGGUAUGGGCAUGGGCAUGAAUGGCGGAAUGGGUACUGGAAUGGGUACUGGAAUGGGUGACGAAGUGCCCUUGGAAGGCGACGUGCCCAUGGACGGCGAGCUACCUUUGGAUGACGGAACUGGCAAUGGUCAGUACGCCGACGGCAUGGAUGCCCAAGAUCAGUCUCUCAGCGAUCCCAACAUGACGGGUGGAGAGCUUGACACCAUGCUGGACCAGGACCCCAACGCAUUGGCGCAGCAGCCCAACGCUAUGGGUGGCAACCUCAACGGUCAGCAGCAAGGCUCCAACGGCUAUGCCGAUGAGUUUGGGGACGAGGGCUACUACGACGAAGAUCCCAACGGCGCGCAAGCCGGCAACCCCUCUGCCGGCCAGUUCGAUGAUGACGAGGGCUUCUUCGACGGCGAGGACGAUGGCACGUACAAUUCGCAAUCAGUGACGGGGCAGCAAGGUGCAGGGGGUGCUGCUACUGCUGCAGGCGCCGGAAAGGUCAAGACUGCAGUCAUGCCGACCGGCUGGAACGAGGAUUCGACACUUGCUGGCCAGCAAGCCACAGGCGCUGCCGCCAAUCCAUCUGCCGGAAAGUCCACCGGCAUGCCACAGACGCAGGCCGGAACGAUGCAGACUCAAGUCAUGCCGGCUACUGGGAAUGCGGGAGCGGCCUGGAAGAGGUCGAGGAUUGCGCGGGCUUUAGUUGUAUGA
Pyricularia grisea is the source of this 2733-nucleotide messenger RNA. RefSeq lists its product as uncharacterized. The coding region runs from base 1 to 2733 and encodes 910 amino acids. The record is from RefSeq and is a predicted model, not a curated record. The transcript has a single exon. Lineage: Eukaryota; Fungi; Ascomycota; Sordariomycetes; Magnaporthales; Pyriculariaceae.